Messenger RNA from Sclerotinia sclerotiorum 1980 UF-70, 1137 nucleotides. RefSeq lists its product as hypothetical. The transcript has 5 exons. Gene Ontology annotation, molecular function: calcium ion binding; alpha-amylase activity. The record is from RefSeq and is a predicted model, not a curated record. Gene Ontology annotation, biological process: carbohydrate catabolic process. Bases 1 to 1137 code for a protein of 378 amino acids. NCBI's taxonomy places the organism in Eukaryota, Fungi, Ascomycota, Leotiomycetes, Helotiales, Sclerotiniaceae.
AUGAUUUCUUCCAGAAGCUUGUUAACCGCCCUGGAUAUGGGAUUCACUGCCAUCUGGAUAUCUCCAGUUGUAGAACAAGUCGCUGAUCCUAGCCGGGGCUUUCACGGGUACUCAGCUCAAAAUUUAUAUGGAUUAAAUAGUCACUUUGGAACUGCAUUGGAUUUGACUGCGUUGGCUAAUGCGCUUCAUAAUCGAGGAAUGUACUUAAUGGUUGAUGUCGUGGCAAACCACAUGGGAUCUGACAAUACUGCCCACACUGUCGACUAUAGCAUCAUGAAUCCAUUCAAUGAAAGCAAGUACUUUCAUGAAGUCUGUUUUAUCACUGAUUAUAACAACCAGACCAAUGUCGAGCUAUGCCAACUUGGAACGGAGAAAUAUCCAUUGCCGGAUCUGAACACUACCCAGCCAGCCGUUCGCAAUUUUCACACUACUUGGAUCAAGUCUCUAGUGACCAAUUACUCAAUUGAUGGAUUAAGAGUGGAUACAGUGAGGCAUGUAGAAAAAGACUUUUGGCCUUUAUUCAACGAAGCUGCCGGUGUCUAUUGUGUCGGUGAAGUUGCAGAUGGAGACGUAGAUUAUCUUUGUGAUUACCAGAAUCAUAUGGACGGUCUCCUCUCAUACGCUUCAUAUUACCAGCUAAUACCAUUCUUUUCCAACAGUUCCGCAACUUCAGAAAAUCUGAUAGGACAAAUACAACACCAGAACACGCAAUGCAAAGACACAACACUACUUGGUACCUUUACCGAAAAUCACGAUCAACCGCGUUUCGGAAAUUAUACAAGCGAUUUGACACUCGCCAAGAAUAUAAUCACUUACACGAUGCUCGCAGAUGGUAUACCGAUUAUCUACCAAGGUCAAGAACAACAUUUUCAUGUCGCUUACUCUGAUCCCCAUAAUCUCGCUUUUCGGAAGGGUGACUCAACUCAUAUGGUUCUAAUGGUAUUGAAUAAUAUCGGUGGAGCCGCAGAUGAUUAUACGGUAGAGAUGGAGAAUGUAGGAUUUGAAGCUGGAUUGAUCGUGAUGGAUGUGUUGAGCUGCAGAAAUGUGACAGUGGAUAUGGACGGUGGUAUGACGGUGCCGUUUGUGAGUGGUUUGCCGAGUCUAGAAUUACGGGCUGAACGGAAAUUUAAAAUCUGA